Molecule: messenger RNA, 3054 nt
Organism: Candida dubliniensis CD36
Lineage: Eukaryota; Fungi; Ascomycota; Pichiomycetes; Serinales; Debaryomycetaceae
Product: chromatin-remodeling ATPase
Exons: 2
Coding region: 1-3054 (1017 amino acids)
Biological process (GO): nucleosome organization; regulation of transcription by RNA polymerase II
Cellular component (GO): chromatin; nucleus
Molecular function (GO): ATP-dependent chromatin remodeler activity; ATP binding; DNA binding
Source: RefSeq, a predicted model, not a curated record
AUGAGUUCGACAGAGGCAACACCAUCAUCAGAUUUGAAUGAUGUUCUUAAUGGCAGAAAUGAACUCACAUUUCAAGACAAUGCAAGUAAAUACUUUACCAAAACUGAAAAGCAACAAGUAGACAUUGAGAAAACCAGUAAUAGAUUUAAAUAUUUAUUGGGAUUAACUGGUUUGUUCCGUCAUUUUAUCGAGGCUAAAGCUAACAAGGAUCCAUUGUUUCGGAAAAUUGUCGACAACCUUCAUGAUUCAGAAUUGAAAGCCAACAAAAAGAAAUUAGAUUCAGCAAGAAGAAGAAAAACUGAAAAGGAAGAAGAUGCCGAAUUGUUAAAUGACGAAAAAUCUACCAGUUCAAUAUUAGAAUUCACUGAAAGUCCAGGAUACGUGCAUGGCCAAUUAAGACCAUAUCAAAUCCAAGGAUUGAAUUGGUUAAUUUCUCUACAUGAAAACAAUUUGUCAGGCAUAUUAGCUGAUGAAAUGGGAUUAGGUAAAACUUUACAAACAAUUUCAUUUUUGGGUUACUUGAGAUUUAUCAGAGGUAUCAAUGGACCUCAUUUGGUAAUCACCCCCAAGUCAACAUUGGACAAUUGGCAACGUGAAUUUAAUCGAUGGAUACCCGAUAUUAAAGUCUUGGUGUUGCAGGGUGAUAAGGAUGAAAGAGCUGACUUAAUUAAGAAUAAAGUCAUGACGUGUGAUUUUGAUGUUAUCAUUUCCUCCUAUGAAAUUGUCAUUAGAGAAAAGGCAACUCUUAAAAAAUUUGAUUGGCAGUACAUUAUAAUUGAUGAAGCUCACAGAAUCAAAAAUGAAGAAUCAUUAUUGUCGCAAAUCAUUAGAAUGUUCCAUUCAAAGAACAGACUAUUGAUCACUGGGACUCCUUUACAAAACAAUUUACGUGAAUUAUGGGCAUUACUUAAUUUUAUUGUACCAGACGUGUUUGCCGAAAAUGAAUCGUUUGAUGAAUGGUUCCAGAAAGAUAGCAACAACGAAAAUGGAGGCGAGGACCAAGUUGUUUCUCAAUUACACAAGGUGUUGAAGCCGUUUUUAUUGAGAAGAAUCAAGGCUGACGUUGAAAAGUCCUUGUUACCGAAAAAGGAAUUGAAUGUUUACGUUAAAAUGUCGCCCAUGCAAAAGAAUUUGUACCAAAAAAUUUUGGAAAAAGACAUUGAUGCAGUGAAUGGAGCUAAUGGUAAGAAGGAAUCGAAAACGAGAUUAUUAAACAUUGUCAUGCAACUAAGAAAGUGCUGUAAUCAUCCUUAUUUGUUUGAAGGUGUUGAACCAGGACCUCCAUAUACCACUGACGAACAUUUGGUGUUUAAUUCCCAAAAGAUGUUGAUUUUAGACCAAUUGCUAAAAAAAUUCCAACAAGAGGGUUCAAGAGUAUUGAUUUUUUCGCAAAUGAGUAGAAUGUUGGAUAUUUUAGAGGAUUAUUGUUAUUUCCGUGAGUACCAGUAUUGUCGAAUUGAUGGACAAACUGAGCAUUCUGACAGAAUUAAUGCAAUUGACGAAUAUAACAAACCUGGAAGUGAAAAAUUCAUAUUUUUAUUAACAACAAGAGCUGGUGGGUUAGGUAUUAAUUUGACAUCAGCAGACAUUGUGAUUUUAUUUGAUUCCGAUUGGAACCCACAAGCGGAUUUACAAGCAAUGGAUCGUGCACAUAGAAUUGGUCAAACUAAACAAGUUAAGGUUUUCAGAUUUAUUACUGAGCGUGCCAUUGAAGAAAAAGUUUUGGAAAGAGCCGCUCAGAAAUUGAGAUUAGAUCAAUUGGUGAUUCAACAAGGAAGAAACACUGGUGGGUUAGAUGGACAGCAAAGCAGUAAGGCUGCAUCGAAGAAUGAGUUGUUAGAUAUGAUUCAGUUUGGUGCUGCAGACAUGUUUCAGAAAACAGAUGGUGAGGGCGAAUCAAUUGAUAUUGAACAAAUAUUGAAGCUUUCAGAAGAGAAGACCCAAGAGUUGAAUAAAAAAUAUGCAAAAUUGGAUUUGAAUGCAUUACAAAAUUUUACUAAUGAUGAAUCAGUGUAUGAAUGGAAUGGAGAAAAUUUCAAAAAGAAAGAGCCAACUGCAAGUACACAACUCCCUCAAGUUUGGAUCAAUCCUGGUAAAAGAGAACGUAAGGAAAACUAUUCCAUUGAUAUGUAUUAUAAAGAUGUGUUAAAUACUGGUGGUAGGACUGCAUCGAAUGCUCCUAAGUCAGGACCCAAGCCACCUAAACAGUUGAAUGUUUAUGACCAUCAGUUUUAUCCCCCCAAAGUCCUUGAAUUGUAUGAAUUGGAGAAAAAUUACUAUAGAAAACAAGUUCAUUAUAAAGUUCCUUUGAAACCAAGUACCGAUGAAGCAUCUCAAAAGGAGAAUGAAUUGGAACAAAAAUUGGAACAAGAAGAAAUUGAAAACUCGCGUCCAUUAACUGAUGAGGAGAAGCAACUAAAAGAAGAAUUGAUGCAAAAGGGGUACAGCAAAUGGAAUAGAAGAGAUUUCCACCAUUUUAUACUGCUUUCCAGUAAGUAUGGUCGUAACUCCAUUCGUUUAAUUGCACUGGAAUUUGAUGAUAAAACUGAAGAGGAAGUUCGAGAAUAUGCCAAAGCAUUUUGGCAGAAUUACCAGGAGAUUGAUGGUUACGAAAGAUAUAUAAACCAAAUUGAACAAGGAGAGGAAAAAAUAAUCAAAGUCAAGAUCCAAAAGGAAGCGUUACGAAGGAAAUUGUCACAAUAUAGGUAUCCUUUACAAGAAUUGGUGUUGAAGUUCCCACCAGCAUCAACCAAUAAACGUGUAUUCAGUGAAGAAGAAGAUCGGUUUUUGUUGGUACAGUUAUACAGGUUUGGCAUUGACCUGCCCGAUGUGUAUGACCGCAUUCGAGAAGCAAUACGACAAUCACCAUUAUUUCAGUUUGAUUUCUUUUUCCAAAGCAGAAAUGCUGGUGAGAUAUCUAGAAGAUGUAAUACAUUGUUAGGAUGUAUACUAAAAGAGAUUAGUCCUGAACAGUCCUCCAUACCUUCCACUAAUGGUAAGCGUUCCAAAGACAGUACUCCUGAUGUCAAAACCAAAAAGCAAAAGCAAACAUAA